AGCCUGCUGUCAUAUAAGGGGUACUAGAGCCACAAAAUACCCCGUGGAGGGGUAAAAAAAACGCUAAACGUUCUGCUUCCUUCUCAGACUCAACAGACACGGUUAGAAGUUCUGCUGGUUCUGUUCAGUCCCAUUGUGUUCUGUUGGUUUUGUUGGGUUUUGCUGGUUCUGGUGGUUCUGUUCAGCCCAGCUGUAACCAGAUCCCUGAACAGAAUGGGAGUGUUUGUUUUAACCGUGCUGGUUCCGAUCCGGGUCUCUGCCUCUGGUUUCCUUCCUGCUCUCUGGGCCCCCGGGACCGGCUGGGGCCCGGGUUUCCGGAGCGGAUGCCUCAGGCGGGUCGAGGCUCAGAACCUCAGCGACUGGCUGCUGGAAUGGCUCUUCUGCUGUGGGUUCUGAUGCUGCCGGUUCUGGAGGCCGGGCCGGGCCGGCAGCAGGCCUGCCUGCCUCUGUGUUCUGAAGGCCGCUGCCUGACGGUGAACCGGGCCGGACUGGACUUUGACUCGGCGUCGGCGGCGUGCCACAGGCGGGGCGGAGAGCUGCUGACGCUGCAGGCUGAGAGCAGCCACCGGCUGUUGGCCCGGCUGGCUCCGGUUCUGUCCGGUAGCUUCUGGAUGGGACUGCGGCUGCCGGCCGGGUCCUGCAGCGACCCGGCAGAACCGCUUAGAGGGUAUCGCUGGACCUCCGGCGCCGCCAACGGCACCUUCAACUCGUCCUGGGUCCGGUGGGCGGCCGGCGCCGCGGUCUGCUCGUCCAGUUGCGUGGCGCUGGCCCGGUACCGGGUCUGGACGGAGCAGCCGUGUUCCGACAGACCUGACGGGUUUCUGUGCGGAACCGCAGACAGCAAUGCAUGCUGGGAGCAGGAGCUCUUCUUCAACGGCCCCUUCCGGUGCGACGACGCCCCCUGCCAGCAGCGGUGUGCGGACGCCGAGGGCGGGAUCAGAUGCUCCUGUUUCCAUGGUUACGUCCCGGACGGCGAGGACCCGCGGCGGUGCCGGCAGCACUGCGCCCAGCAGAGCUGUCCGGCGGUGUGCGCGGCGGGCGGCGCGGCGUGCCGCUGCGCGGACGGCUUCCUGCUGGAGGAGCGGCGGUGUGAGGACAUCGACGAGUGUCACAUGGGGCAGUGCGACCAGAUCUGCCUCAACACCUUCGGCAGCUUCCUGUGCUCCUGCCGCCGAGGCUUCCUGCUGACGGGACAGGUGCGGUGCGUCGCCGUGGCAGCAGGUGAGGUCGUGACCCCGGCGGAUCGCGACAGCACUCUGAGGGCCGCCUCGGCUCCGCCGGGGCCCUUCCUCUGGGUCUGGGUGGGGGCCGCCGUGGUUCUGGUGGCAGCCGUGUUUCUGCUCAGACUUUACGUUGUUCGGCGUCAGAAACGCAGAGAGCGAAGCUCCGGCCAGCAGCCGGCCGCUUCCGCUCCUCCCCCGGACCUCUGAACCACAGCUUUGGAACCUUUACGCUGUGGAGGACAGAAGCUGGCAGUCGGCAUUCAGGGUGGUAGUUAAACAUUAAAAUGGCUGCCUUCUCUCCAUGUAGAAUUAUGUUUGUAACUUUUCUUCAAACUGUUGCCAUGGUUACCAUAACAGUUUGUUAGGAGACAGAUCAUCUGAAACAUCAAUCUCCUCCGAAAACAGUCAGUCAGAGCCAGGAGGCGGAGCUUAGUGCUGCUAAUCACCACCAUGUACUUGCCGCUAAAUGUGCUAAUGGCAGAGAAACAACUUGGCCGUCAUCGGUGGCUAUGCUAACUAGCCUUAGCAUUCAUGACAGCCUGUGCUAGCUGGAAUGUAGCAGAGAGCAGGGGGAGAUGAGCAGCGCCACAGCAGGUUGUGAUUAACAGCGCUAAGUCUGGCUGCACCGAUCUAUUAAAAGUCCUGACCUGCCAGUUCCGAUUUUGGCCAAUAUCAAUUUUUUUUGCCUAAAAUGUUGGUAAAAUGAGGCAAAUCAGCACGGACCAAUCGGAGCAUCGCUAGCGCUAAGACCCGCCUCCUGCCUGUGAUUGGUCAUUUGGAGUUAGCGCUCAGAGAAGGAAGAGCAGAUUGUCUCGGCAGUAUAAACAAAUAUGUAGAAAAUAUUUUUAGAAAAGUUAUAAACUGCAGCUUUAAUGCAAUUUCAGAAAAAUCCUUCAGAGGAAAUGUUUAGAAAUGUCCAGACAUUUAGUUUAUGAGAAAUGAUCAAAUCUUGAUGCUAUAGAGACAAACUGAACAUUCAUUCUAAUGAAAUGAUCUGAUUCCUAAAGUAAUCAAUAAGUAAAUGUUAUUUUAUAUUUUCUGCUUUUACUAGGAUUUUAAAUCAAACUGUAACUGUUUGUUUUUAUUGCUCAUGUUUAAAGCUUUUACACAAAGUA
Messenger RNA from Xiphophorus maculatus (southern platyfish), 2338 nucleotides. RefSeq names its product thrombomodulin-like. The transcript has a single exon. Gene Ontology annotation, biological process: cell migration. The coding region runs from base 324 to 1430 and encodes 368 amino acids. Lineage: Eukaryota; Metazoa; Chordata; Actinopteri; Cyprinodontiformes; Poeciliidae. Gene Ontology annotation, cellular component: extracellular matrix; membrane; external side of plasma membrane. Gene Ontology annotation, molecular function: calcium ion binding; transmembrane signaling receptor activity; extracellular matrix protein binding. The record is from RefSeq and is a predicted model, not a curated record.